CUGACCAAUCGACGGAGCAAAUCUGGGUCUACAGCUUAAAGAUAAUGGCGGACCGAAUACCCAGAAUGCGUCUGAGGAGCAGUUACAACAUGCCUAUGCUUGGGUUGGGAACGAACAACUGUUCCAAGGUCAGCGAGGUUGGGAAUCUUGUGAGGACGGCCAUACAGAUAGGGUACCGCUACAUCGACACCACCUCGGUCCACGAAACACAGCAGGAAAUAGGAGACAUUAUUAUACAACUGAUCAACGAUGGAAGGAUAAAGCGGGAAGAGCUUUUCAUUGUGGCGAAGAUUUUCUGCCACUGUCACGAACCGGAGCAAGUCGAGCCAGAGUGCCGAAUGUCACUGGAGGCCCUGAACAUGGAUUAUAUCGAUCUCUAUCUGUUACAGUUUCCCAUGGUCCUAACAGACAAGGAGCGAACCAAGUUGACUACAACCGACUUCCUGGACACUUGGAGGGCCAUGGAGAAGCUGGUGGACAAGGGCCUUGUCAGGUCUGUCGGCGUCUCCAACUUCAAUAAACACCAACUGGAGAGGAUUCUCAAAAUGGACGGUCUCAAGUACAAGCCUGCGAACAACCAGAUGGAGAUAACUCCGUCUCUGUCCCAGGACGAGCUUCUACAGUUCUCCUUGCAAAACGGCAUCUCCACUACUGGCUGUGAGCCAUUUGCGACUCCAGGACAAGCAAAAAUGCCCAUGGAAUCGCACAGCUGCCAGGAACAUCCAACAAUUGCUACUAUCGCAAAUAAAUACGGAAAAUCAGCCGCACAGGUGAUCCUCAGGUGGGGCAUACAGAGAGGCUAUGCUGUGGUUCCCAAGGCAACGAAUCCAUUUUGUCUGGUCCAGAGCAUGGACAUAUUCAACUUUGAACUCUGCACGGAUGACAUGCAGGCAAUAAAAGCUCUGGACAAGGAUACAGAGUACAUUUCAACAAAUACCAAAUAAACACACGGUCGACA
Molecule: messenger RNA, 958 nt
Organism: Haliotis rubra (blacklip abalone)
Lineage: Eukaryota; Metazoa; Mollusca; Gastropoda; Lepetellida; Haliotidae
Product: aldo-keto reductase family 1 member B1-like
Exons: 10
Coding region: 45-944 (299 amino acids)
Cellular component (GO): cytosol
Molecular function (GO): aldose reductase (NADPH) activity
Source: RefSeq, a predicted model, not a curated record